CUUUUCGGAAAGAGGAAACUUUAACUAGGUUGUUGCAUUUGGCCCUGCACUUGAGUGAAAUGUCCAAAUCCUCGAUGCGACGCUUUAACAUGAGCUUACAAAUCUUACGUAGCAGUGCAUACUGUAGGCGCCCAGCAAAUCAAAAAAUGGAACAGAGCUACGAUUACAAUCGGAAAUGGAUGCUGGCACCGAAUAUCGAGGCUAACCCAUUCCCCAGAAUUAAGUUGCUAUCGUACAACAUACUCGCCCAGGAUCUGCUAAUGGAGCAUUUAUUUCUGUACGUAAAUAUAAAACCGGAGUGGCUGACCUGGCAACGGCGAUUGAAUAACUUGCAACGCGAGAUCAGCAAACUGAAUCCGGACAUACUCUGCCUCCAGGAGAUGCAAUACAAUCAUUUGCCCAUGCUGGUGCAGCGACUGACAGCGAGCAGCGGCAAGCGCCUCGAGUAUGUGUAUAAGAAGAAGACAGACUACCGCACAGACGGUUGUGCCAUCAUCUACGAUGCCUCCAAAUUCAGGCUUGUGUGCCAGCAAGGCGUGGAACUCUACGAUUCAAGUGUGCCGCUGCUGAAUCGUGGCAAUGUGGCGAUUUUGGCCAAAUUUCAACUGAAGCAAAAACACUGUCCGCAGGAGGAGCCCAAGGAGGUAAUCAUAGCCACCACACAUCUGCUUUAUAACCCGAAACGCGACGAUGUGCGCUGUGCCCAAGUGUCCAAGCUGCUAACCGAAUUGCAUAGUUUCGCCGCGGAUCAGCCGCCCGGCACAGGUCAAGGCAGCACCCCUGUGAUUCUAACCGGUGACUUUAACUCACCGAUAGGCUCGCCGCCCAUAGAGUUGCUAACGGUCAAGGAUGCGAACGAAUCAGCGCUUAACUUGGAGCCACUUGAUUAUGGUGACUGCACUGCCUCAACGUUUCAGGAAAACUGGAUCACCGUUGACUACAUCCUGCGCUCCGUCUGCCCGCUAAGCAAACAUCAGCUGCAGGUGCUGAGCAUCUACAGGUUGCCCACCAUUGACUGCUGUGCCAAAGUGGGCAACAUACCCAAUCACUACCUCGGUUCGGAUCAUUACGCACUGGGCGCAGUCUUUGCACUAGCCUAGCAUUUAUAUAGUUUCGCCUAAUAAAAAUCUCUUACGUGUAAA
This is a messenger RNA of Drosophila grimshawi, 1142 nucleotides long. RefSeq names its product protein angel (gene angel). Bases 60 to 1100 code for a protein of 346 amino acids. The transcript has a single exon. The record is from RefSeq and is a predicted model, not a curated record. Gene Ontology annotation, molecular function: 3'-5'-RNA exonuclease activity. NCBI's taxonomy places the organism in Eukaryota, Metazoa, Arthropoda, Insecta, Diptera, Drosophilidae.